This is a messenger RNA of Mercurialis annua (annual mercury), 546 nucleotides long. RefSeq lists its product as uncharacterized. NCBI's taxonomy places the organism in Eukaryota, Viridiplantae, Streptophyta, Magnoliopsida, Malpighiales, Euphorbiaceae. The transcript has a single exon. Bases 1 to 546 code for a protein of 181 amino acids. The record is from RefSeq and is a predicted model, not a curated record.
AUGGGAAAUUACACCUCAUCAUGCAAGCAAGCAUGCCAAAUAGACAACAAAUACUCAAAAUCAUCAUCAUCAACAACAAAGGUUAUAUUUCCAACCGGAGAAAUCAAGAAAAUCAACCAACCCACAAAAGCAGCUGAGCUGAUGAUGGAGACACCAAAUUAUUUCAUCACAGACUCCAAAAUUAUGAGAAUUGGUAAAAGAUUUUGUCCACUGAAUGCAGACGAUGAUCUUCUUAAGGGAAAUAUUUAUGUGAUGAUUCCUAUGCAUAAAAAAAAUUAUGUUGUUUGUGCGAGUGAUCUUGGUUCUUUAUUUAUGAUAGCUGAUUCUACUGUGAAAAAGGGGUCUGGUGGUGGGAUUAAAGUUCAGCCUGGUGGUGGUACGGUGGCGGUUGGUGAUGUGGCGGUGGUGCCGAGGCUGAGUUUGGAAGGAUUGGAAGAAACUUCUGUGCCGGCGGUUAUGCGUAGAAUGUCUAUUUCGAGAUCAAGAAAGCCGUUGUUGGAAACUAUUGAUGAAGAACCGUUUCGGUCAAGACAAUGGGUUGUAUGA